AUGGUUUCCAGAGCAUAUAAGUUGGAUAAUCAGAAUGAAGCUGGCUGCAGCUUCUUCUUUGAAGAAUCACCAAACCUCGGAUACUCAUCAUGGGAUCAACAAUUUGAAUGUGGAGAGGGUUUCAACUUUGGUCUAUAUCCUCUACUCGAAUACUCCGAAUCGCUUCCAUUGUUUCAUCAUCAUCAUCAUACGAUGACGAAUCAUAUCGCGCCACAUGUCGAGCUCAACGAUUUCGAAGAAAUCGCAGACGAUUUAGGGUUAUGGGAUUUCGACCAACCACCACCAUUGAUGCACAACAAUAUUCUUCAAGAUCAGAACCCUAAUCCUCCUACAACGAUGAUCGUGCAAGAAAACGACACUAAUCAUGCGAUAAUCGAUCAUCAUCAAGAAAAUGAUGACAUCAUCGUUAAUCCUCCUCCUACCACCGGAUCAAUGUACGGUUCGUCCACUAAUAAUCCACCACCACAACAAAAUUUGGAUGAACUAAUACUCCCGAGCAAUUCGAGUAGUAUCAAUAUGGAUGCAAGAAGAAACGGAGCGACGAGGUACAAAUCUUCGUCGUUGAAGUUGGAAGAGAUAAAAAAGCACUUCCACAUCCCCAUAACGAAAGCUGCAAAAGAACUGAACGUGGGGUUGACCGUACUCAAGAAACGGUGUCGAGAACUCAACAUCACUCGUUGGCCUCACCGCAAGAUCAAGAGCUUGAAGUGCCUUAUCCGUAACGUUAGGGAAUUGGGGUUGACUAGUGAGAUAGAAAUGCUGGAAGAACACAAGAGAAUGGUGGAGAUGUUACCAGAAAUGGAGUUGACUGAGAGAACAAAGAAAUUAAGACAAGCUUGUUUCAAGGCCAACUACAAGAAGAGAAGGUCCCUUCUUCACCAACAAGCUACUGCUCUUGCUUAAAUUAAAUAAUAAUUCAAUUAUUUAAUUAUUUUUAAUUAAUUUAUUAUUAGUCUUUGAUUAAUUCAUUUUUUUGGGGAUUUUUUUAUUUAUUAAUUGUUUGUUAUAACAAUAGGUGUUAUGUUGUUUGAUAU
Erythranthe guttata (spotted monkey flower) is the source of this 1034-nucleotide messenger RNA. It is a transcript of the gene RKD4, whose product is annotated as RWP-RK domain-containing protein. Gene Ontology annotation, molecular function: DNA-binding transcription factor activity. The record is from RefSeq and is a predicted model, not a curated record. Lineage: Eukaryota; Viridiplantae; Streptophyta; Magnoliopsida; Lamiales; Phrymaceae.